AUGUCCGCGCAACAUCCUCACAAUGAUGGCGACGAGGACAUCUACCUCGGUGCUGAUGAAGGAGAGGAAAUCAUCAACCGCGAUGAGGACCACCCCAUGGACUCUGACGGAGAGGAUGAGGACCAGGCCAUGACCUACGAAGAACAAAUUACCUUCCAGAAUGAUUCGUCUGCGCAUUUCGACUCGCACUCAGACUCUGUCUUCUGUGUCGCACAGCAUCCUGUACAUAACAACAUUGUCAUUACUGGCGCAGGUGACGAUACCGCCUACAUUUUUGACUCAACCCCCAGCCCGCGCCCCGUUCUCCCUCAGAGCUAUGAAUCGAACCCCCAACCCCGGGAACGCGAGUCUCUGGUACCUCUGGCUAAGUUCGAUGGACACACUGAUACCGUGAAUGUGGUGGCAUUUACUGAGCCGGCAGGAGAAUAUGCGUUGACAGCGGGUCUGGACGGCAAAUUGCGAGCCUGGCGGGACUCGACUCCUCAGAAGACUGGCUUCGCCUGGGAAUUUUUGGCCGAGGCUCAGGAAGUGGAGGAGAUCAACUGGGUGUCUGUCUGCCCUUACCAGCAAGGCAGCGAAGAAAAGCGCAAUGUGGUCGCUCUGGGUGCCAAUGACGGCAGCACUUGGGUAUUCCGCAUUGAUGCCGCCGACGCUCAACCUAUCUCUAUCAUUCAGACUUUCUUCCAGCAUACUGCUUCCUGCACGGCUGGUGCCUGGACACCGGAUGGAAAUUUGCUGGCAACAGUGUCUGAGGAUGGAAGUCUCUAUGUCUAUGAUGUGUUUGGAGCCGCCGCGGCCGCAGGUUUCACUGGAUCUCCUGGUACCAAUGCGGUUGUCGUAUUGACCGCAGAGGACCAGCGAUUUGCUGUGGAAGGUGGUCUUUAUUCUAUUGCUAUUUCUCCCGGUGGUGGGAUUGUGGCAGUUGGCGGUGCCGAGGGCCAUAUUAAGAUUGUCGGUCUUCCUCGACUUGCAGGUGCUGUGCCUACCGGAAAGGGCAAGGCUGCCAGUACACAAUCCGCUACAACCUCUGCCGCAGGCACUAUCCUUGCCGAUCUCCAGGCUCAAUCAGACGGUAUCGAGACUCUGUCCUUCUCCCAACCCCCAUUGACCCUCCUCGCCGCGGGUUCAGUCGAUGGGUCGAUUGCACUCUUUGAUGCAGCUCAUCGCUUUGCUGUUCGCCGGCAUAUCAGAGACGCUCACGAUGGCAAUGCUGUUGUGAAGGUUGAGUUCCUUCAGAGUCGUGCUUCACGCCCGGGUCCACCUGCAUCCGCUAGUGCGGGACGCCCAUACCUGCUUACUUCAGUUGGCUUGGAUGGUGUUGUCCGACGGUGGGAUGCCCGUGGAGGCACUGCCGCCGCUGGAAAUGGCUUGUUGAAGGAGUGGAGGGGACAUAUGGGAGCCACGGAGAACGAAGAAGGUGAACAAGCUGGCGGAAUUAUGGGCUUUGUUCAAGGAUUUGAGGGAAAGCGUAUUGUCACUGCUGGUGACGAUGGGAUCUCACUGGUGUUCGAGGAUGAGUAA
This is a messenger RNA of Penicillium taxi, 1521 nucleotides long. RefSeq lists its product as uncharacterized. The transcript has a single exon. The record is from RefSeq and is a predicted model, not a curated record. Lineage: Eukaryota; Fungi; Ascomycota; Eurotiomycetes; Eurotiales; Aspergillaceae. Gene Ontology annotation, molecular function: protein binding. Bases 1 to 1521 code for a protein of 506 amino acids.